Messenger RNA from Nothobranchius furzeri (turquoise killifish), 712 nucleotides. Its product is annotated as gamma-crystallin M2. Lineage: Eukaryota; Metazoa; Chordata; Actinopteri; Cyprinodontiformes; Nothobranchiidae. Gene Ontology annotation, biological process: visual perception; lens development in camera-type eye. The record is from RefSeq and is a predicted model, not a curated record. Gene Ontology annotation, molecular function: structural constituent of eye lens.
ACAGUGUAUCAGUGUGAAAAAGCUGACGCGUCCACUCAUUGUUCUGAAUGACAAAGACACGGGUCAUCUGGGGGUUAUAAAGGCAGCCUGGAGCCCACAGUGUGGGACUAAAGUUAGCCGACAGGAUGGGUAAGAUCAUUUUCUACGAGGACAGAAACUUUCAGGGGCGCUCCUACGAGUGCAGCAACGAGUGCUCCGACCUGCACUCCCACUUCAACCGUUGCAACUCCAUCCGGGUGGACAAUGGUGCCUGGAUGGUCUACGAGAGGCCCAACUACACGGGGUACCAGUACUUCCUCAGGAAGGGUGACUAUCCAGACUACCAGCGCUGGAUGGGAUUCAACGACUGUGUCCGGUCCUGCCGUGUCAUCCCAAUGCACCAAGGCUCUCACAAAAUGAUGAUCUACGAGCGCAACGAGUUCGGAGGCCAGAAGAUGGAGCUGACCGACGACUGCCCCUCGCUGUACGAACGCUUCCACUUCAACGAAGUCAACUCCUGCAAUGUGAUGGACGGCCACUGGAUUUUCUACGAGCAUCCUCACUACAGGGGGCGCCAGUAUCUGAUGCGCCCUGGUGAAUACAGGAGGUUUCAUGAGUGGGGUGGGGUGAGUCCCAGAGUGGGAUCGAUCAAGCGCAUCACCAUGUGAGAGAUCCGGUGUGCAGGUGGCCCUUAUGUGAAUUAUUAUAAAUAAAGUCAUCAAGUCUAAAGGAA